AUGACGACUGCUAUGCGAAGAAGGGACCUGGAGGUCGAGCAGGUCCGUGCAGACGAUUUUCAGCAAUGCCUCCUUCGAGAUGGCCCCGAGGCGCAAGCUGCCACGUACAGCUGGGAGCUGAACCAGAAGAGGGCCGUCUCCUUGCUGUUGGCCGGCUCCGUCUCUGGCUUGUUAGGCUUUCUGUUCGCCGGAGUGCUGGGCUUACACAACUACUAUAGUGGAGGCUUUCGGCAGCUGUGGGCUUACAACAAGACCUUCACUUUGGAGAACAACUUCAUGGGGGAGCCCUUUCCAUCUGGCCAUAACUACUGUCCGCAGACAGUGAGCGAGCUGGUGCACGACCACCAGAGUGCCGAGGGCAAGCUGUUCUUCGGCUUCGGGCUUUUAGCGGCGAUUUGCAUCUUGGCCUCGUGGUAUCCGUCACAUCUGCGCAACGUUUACCUGGGUGAUGGUGUGAAAGUGUGUGGUUGCUGCGGACCUACUUGGCAGAACAUGCGACAGUUUUGCCCAUCCAUCGGCCUCUUCCUGGUGACGUGCAUCCCCACCGUACCUCCCGCCAACCGUCACUUCGGAGAAAACUUCACAGUUUUUCUGCACACAUCCGGUGCCAUUAUGAUGGUUGGCGGCUACGGGCUGUGCGAAAUAGUCGCGCUGAGAUAUGCUUGUGCCGGUCACAAGGACACAGUGGCGGGGCCAAUCUUGAAGCCUAGAGAGUGGCGAGUCCGAGCUGCUCUAAUCGGCUUGUCUCUGUGCAGCGGCAUUGCUUUUCAGGUUUGCGGUUUCCUGUCGCCAAAGCCAGUGGAUUCUCUAGGCACAGAUUCCUGUGCAGAUGUCUGGGUGGUCCCGAGCAAGAUCGACUUCGAGUAUGUCCUGCAGAAGCCAGGGGGCGACCACCUGUCGCUCGCUGUCCGAAUCUCCCAGGCCAUUGCAGACCGGGACAAGCUGUUGCUAGACACGGCGCAUGGGUCGUGCCUCCUCCUCAAGACGCUCGAGUACUGGUUCGAGGUGUCGGCGGGCUUGUUCAUGGUUGGCAGCCACCUCGCAAUCUGGUGGUACUGCCCGGAGCGUCGGCUGGAUCUGCCGGAGAAGCUACCUGAACUGGCAAAGCGGGAGCUGCGCCGCCAGGGCUAUGCCACAACCUUCAUCAGCUGGGGGGGCACCGGCUCUGACCUGGAGGAUGCAAGCUCCGAGGACGACACGCCUACCGAGUGCAGCUGA
Molecule: messenger RNA, 1218 nt
Organism: Symbiodinium natans
Lineage: Eukaryota; Dinophyceae; Suessiales; Symbiodiniaceae
Source: the annotation of a GenBank genome assembly